AUGUCCCGCCGCGCACCACCCCGCGAUUAUUACGGCGACGAGGAAAUGUACGAAAUGGAACGAGAGCGUGAAAGAGACCAUCGACCGCGCCGACGAAAUCGCGAAUAUGACGAUGAUAUCGAAUAUCGGCGCCGAAGGUCCGACCCACCGGUCGAGGAUUUGGAGCGUUUACAUCUCCGAGAGCCAGAGCGUCCUCGACGGGAUUUCAUGGAAGAAAGCUUUGCGCAUCCGAGAGAGCGGGAUGAUAUGAUGCUCAGGCGGUCCAGGGAGGAAGCCGUCGUCUCAUCGCCCGAGCGUCGAGAUCACGAUGAACCCUACAUGCCGCCCUCGGGAUCUCGGCGCCGACAUCGUCCUCGGGAAAUCGCUGAUGAAGAUCUUAUUGUCGAAGAACGCGAGAGGCGUCGGGGAAGCAGGAGGCAUCAACGAGAGGUAGAGGACGAUCUUAUCGUUGAGGAGAGAGAGCGACAUGGUGAUCGGAGCCAUCGACCAGGACGAGAAGUCGAAGACGAUCUGAUUGUUGAAGAAAAAGACGUACGCCGUGAGGGGAGACAUCGUCCUGACCGCGUACCCGCAGGGAACUUCAUUGUCGAGGAAAGGGACCGGCGUGGGGAUAGGAGGCGUCGCCCAAAGACAGAAUUCGAAGAAGAUGAUCUUCUUGUCGAGCGGGAGAGGCGUCGAGGGGGCAGGCGUCACCCACGGGAGAUUGAUGAAGAAGGUCUCAUAGUCGAAGAGAGAGAAAGACGCAGAGAGCGGAGGCCUCUCCCAGACCGCGAAUUCGAGGAGGAUAUCCGCUUUGAGGAAAGGGAACGGCGCAGGCCGAGCAGGCGCCAUCCAGAACGACGUUCUGAAGAUGACCUUCUUUAUGAGACCGAGAAGCGCAGAAGCAGGCGCCGUUCAGAGCGCAGGUCUGAGGACGAUCUCAUUGAGGAGAAAAAAAUACAUCGGUCAAACAAGAGACACCCCGAGCGCGACCUUGAAGAAGAUCUGAUCAUUGAAGAGCAAGGAAGGCACGAUGAAGAAAGGAGGCGCCGCGAGUUCGACGAAGAUGAAAUGGUCAUUCGACGAAGAGGAAAGGAACCACCCAUGCGCCGCGGAUGGGACAGUGAACAAGACUUUCGACGGCGCGACAGAAGGUUUGAGGAGGAGCGAGAUGAAGUCUAUCUCCGCUCACGGCCUAGACCUCCACCUUCUCGUGGGGUGGAAGUGGAGGAAGUCUUGGACGAAAGACCCGCGGAGCGACCCCGGGGCGCCAUGGAACGCCAAGAACGAGAAUUCGAAGAUGAUGAUGUACUCAUCCGGUGGAAAGGCAAAGGCCGCCGGCCACCCCACCAAGGCGAUGAGGAGGAGCUUAUUUUGCGCGAACGACGAGAGCGACGGCAGAGCCCUCCAGUGGAAGAACUCGAACGUGAGCUGAGAGAACUCCGUCGAGCUGGCAGAAAGGAAGAUCUAGUGGAUGAUGAGAUGACUACACGCUCCACAUUUGAUUCCAAAUCGCGCCCCCGAGAUCUUGAAGAGGAUGAGGAGCUAGAUGAAGAAAUUCGAAUCCGAAAGACCCAGAACAAGCUCCCUUCACGCCCACCUUCACCUUCCAUGGAGUCAAUCCAUGUUCCUCCGAUUCACCAGGAUGUUUUUACACACCACAGGCACAUCGAUCAUGGUUUCGAGGAUGGGCAUCCACCUCAUGUGCCUAGUCCAGGUCUCCGGGAGAAAGGCAGCUUUGACGAAAUCGAUAUCCGCCAUCGGAAAAUGCGAGGUGGCCGAAUGUCCGGAGAGGAUAUAGCCAUCAAACACCGCGAUAGCGAUGAGUCAAUCUCUCCGACAAGCCAUCCAUCUGUGGACUUCCAGGAUCCAUGGGAGCAUGGCACAUCCGCCUCUCGUCGGGUCGGACUAUUGGAUGAUGACAACGAAUCGUUAGGUACCGCGAGAUCGUUUAGCCGUAACAGAAAGGCUGCACCCAUCAUGCAUGAUCUGGAAGAUGAUAUUGAAAUCGAGAGCACCCCGACAGAAAUACGCGCCGCUCAGGACACUGAUGGUUGGUCUGUGGUCCAGGCACCCACGCGGAAAGAAGCCAUCGAGAUGACAGGAGCUCUAGACGUCAUUGAAGUCAAACCCCGGCGCAAAUCCGUGGAACAAGCAGAGUCAGGGCGAGUUGCACAGCAGAUAACCGAGCCCAAGGUUGUGCGAGAUGACCGAUGGACUGAAAUCACUAAGAAGCUAGUGGUCAGGGAAGCGAUCGAAGAGAUGGGGUAUGAGUAUGAAGAGACACGGGCCUAUUACUAUAUAUUUUCUUACCUCAAGCCGGAGGACAUAGAUGAGCUUGUUGAUUUGACCGAUUCUAUUCGCAGCGCACGCCGCAGGCGGAUCACUGAGAUCCAUCGUGAACGUUCAUCUGUGCCGCCACCCAUGCCGCGCGUGCGGCCACACAUGGGUCCUCCUCGUAUGGGCAUGCCCCCGCGUGCACGUAUGAUGGAGAAGCGUAUGCGCGAGAUGAGAGAUCGGGAUUGGGUGCUUGAACCCCAGUGGUGA
Molecule: messenger RNA, 2526 nt
Organism: Penicillium arizonense
Lineage: Eukaryota; Fungi; Ascomycota; Eurotiomycetes; Eurotiales; Aspergillaceae
Exons: 4
Coding region: 1-2526 (841 amino acids)
Source: RefSeq, a predicted model, not a curated record